CCGUCUUUGGGACCAUCUUUGGGACCAUCGAAUUUCCCAAUAUCCUUAGGGUCUUCUGAACUAUCGGAUUCUCCACGUUUAAAUUUCUCAUGGUCAUGUUUUUUUGGCUUCUUGAGAGAUUUACCAUGAGGAGGUGGGGGAAUUUUUGGUUUAUUCUUAUGGUUAUGUUCCUCUCUUUUACUAAUAAUAUCGUUUUCAGUUUUAUCAAUUGGUGUAGUAAACGAACUAGUAGCGAGAAAGGCUAAAGUUAUAGCCAAAAUUAAAGAGAAAGAGAACUUCAUUUUUACUAGACGAGAUUUUUACUAGAAAAAUAUUUUACAAAAAGAUACAAUAUAUAUAUAAAAGUUGUUGUAAUAUAUAAAACAAAACUUUUUUUUUUUAUC
Messenger RNA from Rhizophagus irregularis DAOM 181602=DAOM 197198, 383 nucleotides. Lineage: Eukaryota; Fungi; Glomeromycota; Glomeromycetes; Glomerales; Glomeraceae. The record is from RefSeq and is a predicted model, not a curated record.